Messenger RNA from Ramularia collo-cygni, 1095 nucleotides. Its product is annotated as related to CARNITINE/ACYLCARNITINE TRANSLOCASE. Gene Ontology annotation, biological process: transport. NCBI's taxonomy places the organism in Eukaryota, Fungi, Ascomycota, Dothideomycetes, Mycosphaerellales, Mycosphaerellaceae. The record is from RefSeq and is a predicted model, not a curated record. The coding region runs from base 1 to 1095 and encodes 364 amino acids. The transcript has 3 exons. Gene Ontology annotation, molecular function: transmembrane transporter activity.
AUGGAUUCUACAGUCUAUCACAUGCUUAGGAUUGUGAACAGCUCCACAUGGAGCAACGUCGCCUCCGCCGCCUCCUCCCCGCGCCCUGAAGACUGUGGUCUUCCAACAUCAGGCAUGCCCUUCUCCCAUGAGCUCUCUACGGAGAACAAGAAGCUCAUCAAGGCCUAUCGCACCGAGUGCGCCGGGUUCUCUGCCUCCAUCCUGGCGACUGGAGUCUCUUACCCCUUGGAUUUCUUGAAAUCGCGCAUGCAAAGCUUCGGCUCGCCCUUCUCCGCCACCGUGAAAGAUGCGUACAAGCAGGAGGGUCUGCGGGCGUUUUGGCGUGGAGUGGGCUCACCGCUUAUAUCAGUGGCCAUUGUUCGAACAUCGGCGCUGUCCAUAUAUCAAAAAGGCAAAUACUUUACGGAUCGACAAAUCACAGAGUUGACGGGUAAAAGCCCGCUCGCCAUGGCCAACGCCCCUGGAAGUUAUCCAAAUCUCUACACUGUAGCUUGUUUUGCACCGGCUGGAGCAGUUUCUGGAGCGGUCGUCACUUUCGCUUCAUGUCCGUUUGAGCUCGUCAAGCUUAACGAGCAGCUGGCUGGGAAACUGGCACGGGACAACGCUGUCAAAGGUGACAGCGCGGCGCAGACAAGACAGAAUGCAAAGACAGGGGGAGCAUUGCGGAAAAUGUGGAGUCUCUGCCGUAAUGGUGGCCCAUCACGCUUAUACGCAGGAUUCCGUCUACACCUCCUUCGGGAUCUCAUCGGCACCAGCAUCUACUUUACCACCUAUGAGACUGUCAAGCAGACAAUGGGCAAUGCUCGUGGAAACAGCCCAACAAGCCCUGCGGCUGUGAUUCUUGCCGGUGGCUCGUGUGGUAUCAUGAGCUGGGCAGUCGUCUACCCUAUUGAUGUGUGCAAGACGGUCUAUCAGAAAGCACUCCUCUCUGCCGGUCCCACAGAGAAGGUGAUACGGCCACGAAUCAAGUACUUUGGAAAGGGCGCUUACCGCGGGCUCGGUGUAUCAUGUCUACGGAGCUGCAUGAUAAACGCAAUCUUUUUUUCCACCUUUGAAAUUUUGAAAAAGGCCAUCAACUCGAUUGAGAUGGAUUGA